AUGGCCAAACGCUCUUCCGCGGUGUCCGCGGACACUUCCAAGGUACCCAUUUCCUCUUCAAUCCACAAUGAUCUCCACGAAGAUGAAAGCCUAGCUACCGAUACCAAUCUUAAAGCCAGCGGCUCGUCCAUAUCGUUCAUCGAACCUCCUGGUGGGCCUCCCAAUGGCGCGCAAGAAGCUGACGACACUUCCGGAUCGCCCGCCAAGAAGAGGAGAAAGAAAGCCGUCUGUGAGAUCGUUUCCCGUGCGAUCCUGCUUCCGUAGGCUACUGCUGACGUUCGUACCACUCAACCGGUUUGGUUUUCACGUUGGUCUGCAUCGCAAUGAUGGCGCAAAUGUCCAGCUUGCGUUGCCUGCAGGUGCGUGUAUGCCAUUUCAUUUCGGGCGCGUGUCCCACACUGCGGUGGCUGACCCACCGACGCCUCUUCUUGCUUUCGAUCACAGACGAAGAAAGCUCAAAUGCGAUCGUGGCAUGCCAUGUGGUGCUUGCCGGGACCGUGGUGAGGCAGCCACGUGCGAGUGGGAGUCUGGUACGCAACCGCACGUCAUGAUGGGGACACGCGACACGGCGACAACGGCGCCCUUGGAAGCGCGCAUGGAUCGAAUGGAGACGCUCAUGGCUGCAAUAGGAUCGCGUCUGGGUGUCAAUACCGAAAACGCUUUUCCGGAAGGCAGCACGGUCAAUCAAGACGCUAUCGAAACGCUCAGAACAUUUGGAGGAAACGCUUCGCCCGUCGCUUCUCGAUCAAAUUCUCGCGAGUCGAUGGACCCGGCGCUUGCGCUACUCUGGAAGCCAGCGUCCAUCAUUAGCUGGCCACCCAUCUCUCCUCGACCUCCAAAGACCGACACGCUGGCAGCAGCUUUGACGGCUCUCCCAGACAAGUCCACCCUGGAGGAAAUGGGAAACAUGUAUUUCGACACGGCUUCAUGGUCGCACUGGGUGCUUCCAACCGAAGUCUUUUGGCAAGAAGCAUUACCUACCGUGGAGAACCUCCGGGACGCACGUGACAGAGGCGAUGCUGCGUGGGCGGAGGUUGCGAACAGCGAGCAAAUGAAUCAUUAUCUGCGAAAUUUGGCUCUCGUCCUAGGUGUAUGUGGUCAUGCAAUGCUGUACAGCCCUCCUUCUUUCUUCGCUCAAGUUGCACAGCGCACAGCGCACACGGCAGCGCCUCGUCACUGCAUCCUUGUAGAAGUUGCACAAGCCGUUUUAGACGCAUCCGAGCAGCUCGAAAAGGUGCAUAUUGUGGGGCUACAAGCGGGUCUGGUUCUUCUCACUGCGGAGACCCUGCUGAAGGGCAUGAGCGGUAGGCUCACGGUGCUCCACUUCGCACCGCUCAUCCAUCAAGCUUUUGCCCUUGGACUGGAUCAAGAACCGUCCAUUCAGACGCCAGUGGCGGAGGCGCAAAGCCGCUUGAGGCUGUUCUUGCUCCUUUGCUUUUGGGAGUGGGGCAACUUGCACACCAAGGUGCGGAACCUCAAUGAACAACCACGCAAACACCCAUAUCUUUUUGGACCACCUGGCUCCUCGCCCUGGCACGAUUAUGUACGAAGAAAUGGCGAGUUGCUUCUUCCUCACGAGAUCCGCUGGCUCGCAUUUGCGCGGAUUGUCAACAGGAAACGGCAACUGGAUGACAUGUCAGAGGCGGACGCUCUGGCUCUCACGAUCGAGCUUGGGAUGGACCUGAAUAAGUUGCGUUCGGAAGUUGAGAGAGAAGUGACUUCGGAGUCCUUUAGCAAGGAUGCGAUCAUCUCGUUCAGCCCUGCGAUCCAGCGUCUUCGAAAUUUUGAGAACCAUCUUGACAGGCAUGUCGUCGCCCUCUUCAAGCCUUAUUACACGAAUAUGUGGCUACUCGCUAGUCACAGGACGGCGAGGGAUACCUGCUUCGAGGCUGCCAAGAGAAUCAUUGAUGGAUUCACAUCGACUCUGAGCCAGGCGAUGCCUGGAAUCGUUGACAGCGCUAUACAGGAGAGCAUCGAAAAGAUGCAGGCACUCUUCGAGUACAAGCGCGAAGUGGCGACCCGUCUGGUCUGGACGAUUGAAGCAACCCUAGAGGCUAUCAAUCUCCUAGAGCUGCACGCACAGCAAGGUGAGUCGUCAAAAAUCAGCAUAGUGUGCUGAAUGUCAGAACGUGUUGCUGAGGCUCCACGUCCCAAUGACAGUCGAUCUGCACGCUGCCAAAGUCGGCGCGGAUGGCACCAUGCAGAGACAGCAAGCUAUGAGAAAGUGCGCUGUGACGAAGCGACUGCUUGUUGCCCUUUCAUUGAGGUCAUUGCCCGCACGCUCCGUGGUUAGCAAGCUCCAGCAGUCUGUGCUCGCGCGCGCUGAGCCGGGCUUGGCGGCUACUCAGGCGAGUCUCGCCACGGCUACACCAGCCGCAGGCAGCUCUAGACGAGCAAAGAGAGCCCGUGCUGGCUCGAUAGUGGGCGCGAAUAGCUCUCAAGAACCGCAAAGGACAGCCUUAGACACCUCCAGCCCUGCACAGGGCGCUGCGCCCCUCGAGCUGCUGGCAGGCGUCUCGUCUCGGGCUGCAAGGAACGGCCAUGACAGGGAAAACGGGCUUUCGAUGCAAAGUGAAUCUGACCCAUACAACCGGCAAGAAUCGGAUGCGGUGACAAGUUCCUCUCGACCAGAGGUGAAGGGCGCAACAGCAAACGUCUUUGAGCAACCGCAGCGUCAGCUACAAGCUCAAGGUGAAACUCCUCUGAUACAACCUGACGGCGAGGUUAGCGCUUUGGACAAUUUGGACAUCGAUGCUCUCUUCCGUUUGGUGUUUGGCGACAUGAGCUCGACACCUGCAGGCGCACGCGUACCAGUAGACCUCUUCGAGGCUGGUCCGCCCGAGAGCGUGAUGCACACCUUGAUGCAGCCCCAGCAGCCUUCAGACCCACACUCCCACGCACACCAAUCGCUUCAGUCUCACGCAGGUCUGCCCGUUCAUCAUGCAGAGCAAUCGCACACAGCUCACGGAUCGCAGACGACGUACGGCUUUCCAGGCUCAGCUCUAAGCGCAGACUCUUCGCACGCAUCUUAUCAGUCUUUUCCCUCCUACCCUGCUAGUAGCUUAGCCAGGCAAUAUCCCUCUGCCAGCAUCGCUGCUACACAAGCUCAUUCGCGUCAAUCGACCAGAAGCUCAGAGCUGUCUCCUCCUGCUCCUUGGACCUUCGUCGCCGAGCCAAGGCGGUGA
Ceraceosorus bombacis is the source of this 3185-nucleotide messenger RNA. The record is from the annotation of a GenBank genome assembly. NCBI's taxonomy places the organism in Eukaryota, Fungi, Basidiomycota, Exobasidiomycetes, Ceraceosorales, Ceraceosoraceae.